UCAUUAUCCUUUUUGAAAAUGAAGAAGGCAAUUAAAAAAUGGUUUCGAGGUUGGUGUUUUUUUUGCUUUGUGUGCUGCUGUAGCACCAACGAGACCAAAACCAGGACAAGAAAUGGAAGAAAACAACGAAAGAACAAAGAGACUGAAUUUAUUGAAUUGACAGACCUUGGGAAAAACACUUCAGUCAAUGGAUCAUGCAAACGAUCUGGCACAACAAAGAAGGAAGCACCUGAAACAUUGAAAAAUGACACUCCAACAUCAACAAGCAGCAAGAUCUCAAAUAAUACCUUGAACAAAGAGUCACCUGGUCACCUUUCUGUUGAGGACUGUAAGGCCCAGCCUUUUUACCCAACCAAACAUUCUCCGCAAAACGAGAACCCACUUAUUCUCCAGUCUGGUCCAUUGCUAGAUUGCACAGCUGAUCAUUGGCCAUACUUCCCUCCAAACCUCCUGCCCCCACCACCCCUGGAGCAAAAAACAACCAUGAACGAGAUCUUUGGAGAUCUCGCUCUGCUCCAGCCUGGUCAGUCCAUGGGAGAUGCCUGGAACACUUCAGACAUUAGAGCGGAAGACCCUCGUUGUCUGGAGGUUGUGAAAAACCUGACAGGCCUGUGGGGCAGCAGUGUGCAACGCCAGCCUCAUCCGACGUCACCAGCCAAUCACCUCAGCCCCGCCCUGAGCCAGUAUCUGGACUCCACCACCACACCGAUGAUCUUUGACCUCCAGAAACUGGGCCUGACCUCUGAUCUCAUGGAGGUGCCUGAGGAGAUGCUGUUUAUGGAGGUGUGGGACCUCGGUGAGGGCGCAGGGGACCAGCGCUAUAAGGCCAAGUGGGAAAUUACCGGGACCAACGGCAUUGUGCUAGACGAGGGCAUCUGGCUGCAGAACGAUGACAACUGGUGAAACCACACAUGAAAGACUAUCCUGUUGGGUGAACAAUUCCUCAUCUUACGAUUCAUAAGUGUGUGAAUACAUUAAAAGACUAUUCUUGC
This is a messenger RNA of Oncorhynchus gorbuscha (pink salmon), 992 nucleotides long. RefSeq lists its product as uncharacterized. NCBI's taxonomy places the organism in Eukaryota, Metazoa, Chordata, Actinopteri, Salmoniformes, Salmonidae. The record is from RefSeq and is a predicted model, not a curated record. The transcript is spliced from 2 exons. The coding region runs from base 19 to 903 and encodes 294 amino acids.